Molecule: messenger RNA, 2109 nt
Organism: Plenodomus lingam JN3
Lineage: Eukaryota; Fungi; Ascomycota; Dothideomycetes; Pleosporales; Leptosphaeriaceae
Source: RefSeq, a predicted model, not a curated record
AUGCCCCUCAUCAGGGUUGCAGCAUGCAACCUAGCACAACACUCACUCGCAUGGGAGCCAAACCGCGAUCGAAUCCUGGAAUCAAUUGCCAUUGCAAAGGAACGCCAGUGUGCCUUCCGAUCAGGCCCAGAGCUUGAAAUUAGCGGAUAUGGACUCCUCGAUCACUUCUUGGAAAUGGAUACCUACACCCAUUCAAUGGAAAUGCUGCACAGUAUACUGUCCAACCCCGCCACUCAUGGCAUCCUCCUCGACAUUGGCUUGCCCGUCAUGCACCGAGGACUACGGCUGAACUGUCGUGCAAUCACUCUCGACGGCCGUAUCCUGCUCAUUCGGCCCAAAAUGCACAUGGCGCAAGAAGGAAAUCAUCGUGAGCUUCGUUACUUCCAGCCCUGGAAUCCGCAUCAAGUCGAGCAAUAUCGUCUCCCUGCCAUGUUUCACAAUCUCCAGGGUGGCGAGACCUGCCCAAUCGGUGACAGUAUCAUCUCAACCAAGGAGACCAUGUUCGGCUUUGAGACGUGUGAAGAAAUGUGGACACCAAUAGCACCACAGACAACAAAAGAGGCUGACCACCCAUUUUCGUACAGUCAUUUCAGCCUCAGGAAGCUAGAUCUCCGCAUAGGUCUCAUCACUGAAGCAACAAGAAAAUGUGGUGGCAUCUACAUGUACAGCAACCAAAUGGGCCUAGAUGGGGAUAGGCUGUACUAUGAUGGAACAGCCAUGAUCAUUGUCAAUGGUCAGAUCGUUGCCCAGGGUUCUCAAUUCUCUUUGAACACGAUAGAAGUCAUCGAUGCAGUAGUAGAUCUCGAUGAAGUACGCGCCUUCCGAUCCAAUCCCGCGCGAGGUCUUCAGUCUGUCAAAGCUCACAAGUACGAAAUAUUCCACGCCGACUACAGUCUGCUUGGCCCUGAGACAGACCUGAACUUCAACGUAUCCCCAAGUUCAGCUCGCCCGCUUGUAAAGCACGAGGACGUAGAAGAAAUUGCCCUGGCUCCUGCAUGUUACAUGUGGUCUUACCUUGUUCACAGCAAAUCUGCUGGCUUCUUGAUCCCGCUGUCGGGAGGUCUUGAUAGCGCCUCCACCGCAACCCUUGUGUUCUCCAUGUGUCGUAUGGUAUUCAAAGCCAUAGAAGCCGGUCACCCUGAGACAAUAUCGCAUCUCAAUCGCAUAGCCGGAGUCUAUGGUCCCGAAGGCUGGAAACCCAAAUCGCCACAGGAUAUUUGCCACCGGAUAUUGCAUACAGUCUAUCUGGGUAUGGCAUCUCAGAGCUCCGUAGAGACAAGAAGCCGUGCAGAGCGACUUGCUGCUGCAAUUGGUGCGUAUCACACAGACAUGAACAUUGAUGAUGUCUUCCAAGCACAGAAGAGCAUCAUAACCCAGGCCACUGGCUUUGAGCCUCGAUUCAGGGUGCAUGGCGGCUCCAACAGCGAGAAUUUGCUGCUUCAAAACAUCCAAGCUCGAAGCCGAAUGGUGACGAGCUACUCAAUGGCACAACUUCUUCCGACUGUACGCAAGAGGUCAGGUGGAGGUAGCCUACUCGUCUUGGGCUCUUCGAAUGUGGAUGAGUGUCUCCGCGGCUACUACACCAAGUACGACUGUUCUAGUGCAGAUAUUAAUCCUAUAGGUUCGAUUUCAAAGACAGAUCUCAAACGUUUCCUUCGUUAUGCGCAGGUAGAAUUUUCGCUACCAAUCAUCGAGGAAUUUCUGGAUGCAACGCCAACCGCCGAGCUAGAGCCUCUCACUGAGAACUAUACUCAAUGUGACGAGGCCGAUAUGGGCAUGACCUACGCCGAGCUAUCCAUAUUUGGCAAAUUGCGCAAGGAAAACAAACUCGGUCCUUUCGGCAUGUUUCAGCGCCUCGUCCACGAAUGGAAAGACCUGUGCACACCCCGCGAGACGGCACAAAAAGUCAAGCACUUCUUUCAUUGCUAUGCUAUUAAUCGCCACAAAAUGACUACCCUGACACCCGCACUUCACAUGGAAGAUUACUCGCCUGAUGAUAAUCGCUUUGACCUUCGCCCAUUCUUGCUUCCAUCGUUCUAUGAAUCUUGGAGUUUCAAGAAGAUUGACGAGGCUGUUGCGCGCAUGGAAGCUGCAGUGGGGCAGAAGUAA